Messenger RNA from Rhea pennata, 1391 nucleotides. It is a transcript of the gene TMEM231, whose product is annotated as transmembrane protein 231. NCBI's taxonomy places the organism in Eukaryota, Metazoa, Chordata, Aves, Rheiformes, Rheidae. The coding region runs from base 18 to 980 and encodes 320 amino acids. Gene Ontology annotation, cellular component: ciliary membrane; ciliary transition zone. The transcript has 7 exons. Gene Ontology annotation, biological process: cilium assembly; regulation of protein localization. The record is from RefSeq and is a predicted model, not a curated record.
UUGCCGGGGUGAGGGCCAUGGCGGGCGUGGAGCUCUUCUCGCACCCCGCGUUCCGCACGCGCUACCGCGCCGGGCUCUGCUCCGCCGCGGCGCUGGCGCUGCUGCUCAUCGGGGUGCUCACCUACGUGCCGCCGCUGCUGCUGGCCUACCGGAGCCACGGUUUCUGGCUGAAGCAGAGCGCGUAUCGGGAGCAGCCCGCCGUGCGGUUCCGCUACGAGGUGCUCUUCGUGGCCACCACUGGGCCCGAGCCGGGCGGCUUCUUGGCGUGGAGCACCUUCCCGGCAUUCAACCGGCUGCAGGAGGAGCGGCUGCGCGUCCCGCUCCUGACGACUAGAGAAGAAGACAAAAAUCAAGAUGGUAAAAUGGAUCAAUUAUAUUUUAAAUUGGAGCUUCCUCUACAAUCUACAGAACAUGUAGUCGGUGUUCAGAUGAUUCUCGUCUUUUCCUACCAGCUUCAUAGAAUGUCAACAUUUGUGAUGCAGAGCAUGGCUUUCCUUCAGUUUUUUUCUCCUCUACCAGGGUCUCACCUCUAUGUGAAUGGAGACCUGAAAUUGAACCAGAGGCAAUUACUUAACCAUUGUGGACUGGAUACCAGAUACAAUGUGUCUGUGAUCAAUGGCACAAGUCCUUUUGCAAGUGACUAUGAUCUAACAAACAUCAUUGCAGCAUAUCAAGAUAGAAACGUAACAACAGUCUUAUCAUAUCCCAACCCUGUCUGGAUGAUUGGAAGAGCAGCAGAUACACCAUUUAUCAUUAAUGCCACUAUUCACUACCCAGUGGAAGUUAUUUUAUAUCAGCCAGGAUUUUGGGAAAUGAUUAAAUUUGCCUGGAUCCAAUAUGUCAGCAUCCUACUUAUCUUUGUCUGGGUGUUUGGUAGGAUUAAAAUAUUUGUGUUCCAGAAUCAGGUGUUGACUACAACUCCAAUAUCACCAGUUCUGCCAGAGUCUCCAGUAUUGACCUACAAACAGCACCAGUCCUGAGGAAAUGUUUGAAAAAAAAUAAAGAAAUGCAGUACAAAGAUACAUAUCUGCUUUUAUUCUUUAUACACUUCGUAUAAAGUUUUUAUCUUAAGUAGUAUAUUCUGCAUAUUUUUGGUUCUUGCUUUGACAGUAAUCCCCUCUCCUUUUUCUUUUCCUUAUAUCUAUUCAUCCAUAAACUUCUAUGGGAACACUGCUUUGGGACUGACGUUUUAAAUAUUUCGGAGAGUUAAAGAACAGCUGGUUACUUAUUCCCACAAAUAGGAUUGUGUUUCAAAAACUUGUAGAAACAAAUCAGACGUUGCUUUUGAAUGAUCUUAGUCUAGUUAAACCACAAAGACUGAAAAUGUAUGCUAACAAUAGCAAUAUAAAGCAUUUUUGCUGUCUUGUAAAUAAAUUAGCUGUUGAAUUUAA